AUGGCCGCUGACACGGGAAUGGACACUUGCCCCAGUCCGGAGAUCACGGACUCCAGAAAGCGACCCCUCGAUGGCGACUCGGAAAAUGGGGACGUUAAGAGGUCCCACUUUAGCUCCGUUCAAGACUUGGUGACGGCCUUGCCACUGGCUAACGGCCAUGGCAAUAUAACGUCUCAUUUCGCCGUGGAGCCGACGUAUCACUUCAAAGUGUUGGUGCCGUCAAUGGUAGCCGGCGCCAUCAUCGGCAAAGGUGGGGAGACCAUCGCGCAACUACAGAAGGAAACCGGAGCGAGGGUCAAGAUGUCCAAAUCCCACGACUUUUAUCCAGGCACAACAGAACGAGCAUGCUUAAUCACUGGAUCAGUCGACGGCAUCAUGGUGGUGCUUGACUUUAUCAUGGAGAAGAUUAAGGAAAAGCCAGAGCUUGUAAAACCAUUCCCCGAGGGUGUGGACGCGAAGAUGCCACAGGAUAGGGAUAAGCAGGUGAAAAUCUUAGUACCGAAUUCAACAGCGGGCAUGAUCAUCGGCAAAGGCGGCAACUACAUAAAGCAGAUAAAGGAACAAAGUGGCAGCUACGUACAGAUCUCGCAGAAAGCCAAGGAGCUGUCACUACAAGAGAGGUGUAUCACUGUAGUCGGUGAGAAGGAGAACAACAAAAAGGCAUGCUUGAUGAUCCUACAGAAGGUAGUCGACGACCCGCAGUCGGGGUCGUGUCCGAACGUGUCGUACGCGGAUGUGGCGGGCCCUGUCGCCAACUACAACCCCACGGGCUCGCCGUACGCCGUGCCCACUACCGAGGUGACCGAGAGUCACGCCCUGGUGGGCGGGGGGUCGGUAGCGGGGGUGGGGGGUGUCGGGGGAGUGGGCGGAGUGGGGGGUGUGGGGUCGGUGCUCCUCAACGGCUCAGGGUUAGGGGCUCUGUCACUGUCGUUGUCGCUAGCGCCGCCCGGGACUCCGCCCCCGUCGCCUCUUACGCAACACACGUUGGAUCAUAUUAAGGUGGCGCUGCGGCAGGCCGGGUACUCGGAGGCCGGCAUCUCGGAGAUCGGCGCGGCGCUGGCGCUGCUGGUGAAGCACGGCGUGCUGGGGCUGGCGCUGCCGGCUGCGCUGCCCGCGCCGCUCUCCACCGCCUACUUCCCGCUGCCCGCGCAGGACUCGCCCGCCGUCUUCGGGCCCCUCGCGCAGGUGCAGCUCGGAAUACUCCGAAUGCUCGGAGCGAGUAAUUGGAGUACAUGGGCGCCGGCCCUGCCCGCCGCUCGAGCGGGCGGCGGGCGGCGGCAGCCCGGCCUCGCUCGCAACAGUGACGCGUCCGCAGGCGGCGCGCGCGGGGGCUCGUUAGAGCGUUUCGCGGAGGUUGCAUUCGAGGCGCUUCGCCCCCCAGCCGUGGCGCCCAUCUCGCUGUCCGGCGGCGUGGGGGGCGUGCCCGCCUUCCCCUCCGCCAGCCUGCUGCCGCUCUCCAAGAGCCCCACGCCAGCGGACGCGGGGGCUAAGGACUCGAAGAAUGUGGAAAUCGCAGAGGUCAUCGUCGGGGCUAUAUUAGGCCCCGGCGGGCGUAGCCUGGUGGAGAUCCAGCAGAUGUCGGGCGCGAACAUCCAGAUCUCGAAGAAGGGCACGUUCGCGCCGGGCACGCGCAACCGCAUCGUCACCAUCAGCGGCACGCAGACUGCCAUCGGCAACGCGCAGUACCUCAUCGAGCAGAAGAUCCAGGAGGAGGAGCUCAAGCGCACGCGCCACAACGCCAUCUCCGGCCUCCUGCAG
This is a messenger RNA of Brenthis ino (lesser marbled fritillary), 1758 nucleotides long. The record is from the annotation of a GenBank genome assembly. NCBI's taxonomy places the organism in Eukaryota, Metazoa, Arthropoda, Insecta, Lepidoptera, Nymphalidae.